CUUACAAUUUGUGUUCAAAAAUGAUAAUUAACAAAUAAAGAGUAAUCUAUAUAAGCAAAAGUUCUCAUUCAAAGAUUCUAAAUUACAUGCAAUAGGUAAAGGCGUUUGAUAAAUUUGAAUUCAAAAUGGAAGUUACACCUGCAGCCAAACAGGCUCUUAUGUGUUUCUUAAUAUCAAACUUAACGUUUAUUGUCUGUUUUUUAACUGGAGUGCUGGGAUCUUCAUCAGAAUUAUGGGCUCUUAAAUAUUGGGGGCCUGCAUUGUACUUUUGUUUAAUUAAUUUCGUGUUGAAAUACUGCUACAAGGGUUUCAUAUACGAGGUAUCAAUAAGAGCAUCGGGAUUGGGAGCAGCAAUGGCUGUUGGCAUGUACUUAGUAUCAUUUAAUAAUGGCUGGAAGGUUUUCGGCUUGUAUGCAGUGGCUCUUACAUUCUUCCACUUCUCCGAGUUUGUGGCAGUGGCAUUAUCCAACCCAAAAACAGUGACCAUAGACUCAUUCAUCCUGAACCAUAGUGUACAGUAUACUGCCGCUGCAGUAGCCAGUUGGGUGGAAUGGGCUGUGGAGUACUACUUCUUCCCGGACUUAAAAACACACUUCUGGCUUUCAAGUUUAGGUGUGGUAAUGUGCCUUGGUGGAGAGCUGCUCAGAAAAACGGCCAUGUUCACGGCUAAGCAUAACUUUACACAUACUGUGCAGUUUGUGAAGAGACCAGAACAUCAGCUGGUGACUCAUGGUGUAUAUUCACUGUGUCGACACCCGAGCUAUGUGGGCUGGUUCUACUGGUCUAUUGGGACUCAGAUAAUAUUAUUGAACCCUAUCUGCGUGUUUGUGUAUGCGCUGGCAUCAUGGAUGUUUUUCCGUGAGCGCGUGUACGCGGAGGAGAUGACUCUGUUGGCAUUCUUCGGCAUACAGUAUGAUGAGUACCAGAAGAAAGUCGGCACUGGCCUGCCUUUCAUUCUGGGUUACGUCCCCGAGAACAGGAGACAGAACCUUAAAGAAGAUCACUGGAGCUACUAAUCUAAUAAUCAUGAAGGUUUAAGGUAAAAAUAGAGAAUUAUACAAACCAAAAAAAAAAACAAUUUUGUAAAUACAGUUAUGGAUGUU
This is a messenger RNA of Papilio machaon (common yellow swallowtail), 1103 nucleotides long. RefSeq names its product protein-S-isoprenylcysteine O-methyltransferase (gene ste14). Gene Ontology annotation, biological process: C-terminal protein methylation. Bases 126 to 1016 code for a protein of 296 amino acids. NCBI's taxonomy places the organism in Eukaryota, Metazoa, Arthropoda, Insecta, Lepidoptera, Papilionidae. Gene Ontology annotation, molecular function: protein C-terminal S-isoprenylcysteine carboxyl O-methyltransferase activity. The transcript is spliced from 5 exons. The record is from RefSeq and is a predicted model, not a curated record. Gene Ontology annotation, cellular component: membrane; endoplasmic reticulum.